AUGGGCCAAGUGUGGUGUAAAAAUAAAAAUUGGAAGGAACAGGAUACUAAUAAAUCUCCAUUAGACAGAGUUUUUUUGCGUUGUGCGCAACGAAUUUAUCCGAGAUUUAAAGAUGAUGGACUUAAUGCAGCUACUCAGAGAGUUUCGAGUUCUGAAAUCGGAUAUGCAGGAUCACCUUCAACGAAGGAAUUACUGCGAAGUCGCAGUAUCAGUUCCGUGGACCGUCCAUUCCAGCAGAGCGACUGGGUAGACGUUAACCUGGAAGUAACAACCCCGAAAACAGGAAAUAAAAAUAAAAACAAUAAUAACUUGACGAGCACGAACCGUUCAUUAGACUUGUCACUGUACCAAGUAAAAACCCCGGUCCCGGCUUAUAAGAAUUGUAAAACUCCGCCGGUGCCUCCGCCCAGGAAGAAAAGACGUAAAAAAAUACGAUCAUUACCCGCGUUGAAGAUUAAUGAACGUGCAAGUCGUAAUAACAUUGUUAAAAGUAAGAAAGAUGUUGAAGGAAAAGAGAAGCGCAGGGAAUUUUACGAACACAAAGUUAACGGGACAGGAGUAAUAAUUCCCAGCAAAGUUGUCUCAGGCUGGAAAUCUGCAGAAGGACUAUCUAGUCAUAAUCAAAAGUUACCCGAAAUUAAUAAUACUUUUAAAGUUAAUAAUAUAAGUACCAGUAGUUUGCCUAAUUACGAUCAAUUUAAAUUAUCUCAACUUUCAAAUGCUGAGAGUUGUAAAGAUCAACUAAAACUGAGUGGAAAUAAAUCCCUCGAGAGUCUAAAGUAUUGUAAAUAUCAAAACUCCUCUGGACGAAAGUUCACGGAGAAAACGUCUAGCAGGAUUCCGGUUAUGCAGAACAAUGAAAAUCUUAAAUUUUUGGUCAAAGGAACUUCAUCGUGUCCUAAUAGGAAUUCUAAUAAAUAUCAAGAAUCGAGGCCAGAAAGAAAAAAUAAAGAAAACGAACGGAAUUACUAUUCGCUAACUGGAGACUUUGAUAAAUUCAAACAACGAGAUGUAAAUUAUUUAUUUUCACCGAACGAAAUUACCACGUCACGUUCUCAUCCGUUUUUAAAUAACGAAAGCACUAAAACUGAUUACAACAGUGAAUUCCGGCCGAAAUUAAUCCUAAGGCGAGUCCAUUCGGACGACAACGGAUCAUUAGACAUAAUGUCAAGAUCAGAAGACUUUGUCACUAAAUCGAUAUCCGAAGAAUCGCUUCCCAGCGCGCUGAUGGAAGACGAUGACCUCAACUUAUUCGAGGACAAUACCAAGGACCCGGUCAAAAAUGAGAUCACGAAAAUUCGCGAGGAGCUCGAGGCAGUGACUAAUGAAAUAAAAACCCCGCCGCGGAGCCCUCAGCUCGCAAAAAACUCCACCAAGCUCAGGCUUCCAGAAGUUUACGCGGACAAAGAAAAUAUUAAUUCGAUGACUCCUAGUUUGAGCGAGUUCGAGGCGACGCUCUCGGAGCUCCUGGAGAACAAUACCCGAGAAGGUGUUGAUGGCAAAAAUCUCGGCGAUUCUAACUCCGACUCCGAGCUGGGUCGGGAUAAUAAUUUUAAGAGUCAGAGUCAGAAUGUCAGUCUGAUAAAUAUUCCAGCUCCGCCGAGGAGGAAGAGGAGGAAAACCCUCAAGUCUAAUUCUGAUGACUCGGGGUUUGAUUUUUAUGUCGAUAGACUUAUUUAA
This is a messenger RNA of Cotesia congregata, 1680 nucleotides long. The record is from the annotation of a GenBank genome assembly. NCBI's taxonomy places the organism in Eukaryota, Metazoa, Arthropoda, Insecta, Hymenoptera, Braconidae.